AUGGUAUAUUUUAUGUUUUUGAUGAUGGUUUGUUUAGUGCUAGGUUUAAUAGGAGUAGCGUCCAAUCCUUCACCUUAUUAUGCUGCGUUAGGGUUGGUUAUGGCUGCUGGGAUAGGGUGUGGUCUGUUGGUAGGACACGGUGGGUCUUUUUUAUCAUUAGUUUUGUUCUUAAUUUAUUUGGGGGGAAUGUUGGUGGUGUUUGCUUAUACGGCAGCUCUUGCUGCUGAGCCAUAUCCUGAGUCAUGGGGUAAUUGAUCUGUUUUGUUGUAUGUUGGUUUUUAUUUAGUAAUGUUAUUUUUUGUUGGUAAUUAUUUUAUGGUAGAGUGAUUUGAGUUGGAUUGGUCAGGGGUAGAGGAGUUGAGCAAUAUGGAGAUAACUCGUGGGGAUUUUGUGGGGGUGGCUUUGCUUUAUGAGGAUGGGGGGUGGUUGUUAGUUUUAAGUGGGUGGGUGUUAUUAUUGACUUUGUUUGUGGUGUUGGAGUUGACUCGGGGUCUAGCAUGAGGGACAUUACGUGUGGUUAGG
Carcharodon carcharias (great white shark) is the source of this 522-nucleotide messenger RNA. NCBI's taxonomy places the organism in Eukaryota, Metazoa, Chordata, Chondrichthyes, Lamniformes, Lamnidae. The record is from the annotation of a RefSeq genome assembly.